UCACUGUUGCUAAAUAGACGUUGUGUUACUACACUAACGGUUUUCUUUGUGUUUUAUUGUGCUCUUUGUUUGGAUAAUUUUAAUACAUCAUGACUUUUACUGUAUUUGGAGAAGUUGUAGCGAUGGAGAAAUUAGAAAAAAAAUCUGAAACCAUAGGUGAGGUUCUUCAGGAAUGCCUCUGGCAAGCUGUUGAUGAGGAGCGUCUGACCUUUGGUGUCUUCGAGUGCGCUAAACUGCUUCACUGUAAUGCUGAAGAUGUGAUGCUAUGUGUUUUACCCGAAGCUGGUAGUGAAAAUAUUGCUGUUCACAUUCAACACACACUUAUAGAAGCUUUCUGUUGGGAAAACGAUAUACGAAUUCUUAAGGUCAAGAAUGCGCCACAUUUAAGCGAGAGUUUAUCUACAUUUAAAGAUGGCGUCAAAUCCCGCAGUGUUCCAGCAGACGUGAGCUGCAUCUUGGUGCAGUUUCCUAAAGAUCGAUUAAGCUAUCAAGAUGAAAAAAUAUUUGAUUUUUAUGAUGAUAUGAUUUCUGAUGAUAUCUACCCAAAACCAAUCAUCGAAUUACCCGUGUGAAGAUCUAAAGAUCAUUUUGGAACUGAAUUAAAAUGAUGGAUUUCUCCAAAUCCAGUAUCAUCAUAGCGAACGAGAGUCAACAAACUCGUGCUUGGUCAGAAAAAAAACAUGAAUGUACCAAUGAAAGACAAAACCUGAGUGGUGGGCUUGUAAAUCCAGCAACCUAUUGGUUACCAUGGACAUCAUUCGAUUGACAGCUGAUGCAAUCACUCUUAAUAGUAAUAGUAAUAGCCACCACGGCAAUUACGGUCUGCUAAAUGGAAAGAUCCAGAUAAGCUGCUUGGGUAUUUCUUAAUUCGAAAUAGAGAUGAAGUCAGCCUGAUUUUCCGAAGCAACACCUAUGAUGGGUCAACUGUUUCAUCACACCAUAAUAACUAGUUACAACCAUAUCGACAUACUACCAUCUUGUCUUGCGUGACAUCAUCAAUUGAUGUGCUCAUUGUCGUUUUGAUAAUGUGUAUUACGAAACAUUUGAAGCAUUGUUCUUACUAACUCAACCACCAAAGAACAUUGACAGCGAUUAAAGGUUGUGAAACCUACAUCAAACAUUUAAUUGUGCAGGAAUACAACAAUGUAAUGGAACUAUUAAAUAAUUUCUUGGAACCCAGAGACUAAUAGUGUAUCAGUGCUACUGAACUCUUUUAUGUUAUAGUGCUUUACGGAUGCACGUAAACAAUACACAGACCAUUGGUCUGGACGUUAUGGCACCUCGUGAUUCCUACAAUUUCUAUAAUGACGUAGUAUAACUAUCACCAUAUAUGGUACAUAAGUCAUUGUCCUCUGCAGUUGGCAAACUUAAAACUGAUGUAUGCUAGAGUUGACUAUAAAGUAGAGGGGAAAAAUGCUAUAAUAUUUUAAAGACUUCCAAGAAUGUGAAACACAUUUAGGAAUGAGUCAUGUAGGCUCUGUUAUGUAUUAUUCUACUAGGUCACAAAAUCAGCUGUUUUCUGGUACCAUGGCAAGUGGUGCCACUUUCUUAGUCUAACUAGGUCAAAAACAUCAUGACAAAUAUUGUUUAGACAUUCCAAUAGUUUUAUGUCAAGGUUGUUUACUGUUAUAGUAUGGAUAUUUCUUUGGUUGCCAUUAGAAAUAAAAUCAUAUACUUUUAUGCAGAUUUUAAUGAAAAUACGUUUUAAAUAAUGAUUUAGUGUUGUAUUGAAAUGGGAACAAUAUCCAUGAAAUAAUAAUGAACUGUGAUAUUUUCUCAAGCUUAUUUUUGACAUCCAUUUACAUAAUAUAUUUUCAUGUACCUAAAUGCAGUAAAUUGUCCGUCCAUAUUGUUGCCUGUUUCAUAAACGCGGCUAAUAAUUAAAGUGUAUUUUAGGUUUCGUAGAUAUUUUAAGCUAUUAGAGAUAAGUAUACUUGUAUGUAUAUUAAAGAUGGCUGUCUUAGAAAAGAGAUGAAUUUGCGAGAAAAUUCUAUUUGCGUUUCAUAGAUAGUACACCUGUUUAUCAGGAUUGUGCUGCGUAAAUGAUUUAUCUAAUUAUGCGUCUUACUUAUAAAAGGGAUUACAAUAUUAGCUGCUGAUCUUAGAUUAAAAAAGACAAAGCUUAAAGUUAAUUACGUUGGGUUUAUAACUUUCUGCAGCUGCAAGCCAGACUUUGUAUUAUUUGUUGUAUGUAUUCCAACAAUAGGUUAAUUGAUAUCUGAUUAUGGAACAUAAUUAAAUAGUGUGUACGUGAUUUAUUCUAAUGUUAUGAUUUAUUGUUAUUUAUGAAUAAAUUUAGUUUCUAAAUAUAAA
Molecule: messenger RNA, 2313 nt
Organism: Patella vulgata (common limpet)
Lineage: Eukaryota; Metazoa; Mollusca; Gastropoda; Patellidae
Product: growth arrest and DNA damage-inducible protein GADD45 alpha
Exons: 5
Coding region: 90-572 (160 amino acids)
Biological process (GO): regulation of cell cycle
Cellular component (GO): nucleus; cytoplasm
Source: RefSeq, a predicted model, not a curated record